UCAACCAAUCUGUGUCACGCACCAUGGGAAGAUGUAUUGAUGUUUGCAUGCUGGUCUUAUGGGUUGCAGUUUGUGUGACCUUCAUUGUCUUGGGUGCUGUGUACAUUGAUGACUGCCCAGUGAAACGUGUCAUCCCUAUCCACAUGAUCAUUUCUGGAUCUUUCGGUCUCCUCUAUGUAUUCUCUUCCUGCUACAAGGACCGUGUUGUGUGCCAACAUUUGUCUAAACUAUUUUGGUUCAUGAUCAUCGUCUGGUUCUUUAUUGGCCAUUUUUGGAUCUUCUCUGUAUUCCAGCCCAACUACGAACGGAAAGAGAUCAUCGGCUACACAUACUGCAACAAAUCUCUAUACAUCUUUGCGGCCUCUACCACCAUCAUAUUGGACAUCAUUUUAAUUGUGCGGCUGCUUGUGUUGUUCAGUGUUUGUACGUGGUUCAUGCUUUGUCUGGUCUGCUGUGUCUCUUUAUGCAAGUCUGAUGAUGUCAAACCUGAUCAGGUUGUUGAGCCUUUGAGGUGUGUGGAGACUGAGAGGUGUGUGGGGACUGACGGAAGUGUGGGGACUGAGGUGUGUGUGGGGACUGACGGAAGUGUGGGGACUCAGGUGUAUGUGGAGACUCAUGAGAGUGUGGGGCAUGACGAGAGUGUGGGGACUAAGGAGUAUGUGGUAACUGAGCAGAGUGAGUCCAACACUGCUCAUUAUUAAUGCAAUGCACUAUUCACAAUAGUCAUUUACAUGAAUUUGUCUCCUUUGGGGGGUGAGAUAAUAUAAUAAUGUAGAUGUCAUCAUAAACAAAUAAGCAACAAUGGGUAAAUUGGUGCCAUUAUGUUGCCAAAUAUCAGAAGAUUAAAAGAAAAAUAUAAAUUCCCACUUUGACUUUCAAGAUUUAAAAUGUACCUUGGUAGACAAAUAUUAUUGUUACCAUUGUUGAGCAGAAUUAUAAUCAUUUUUCUAAUAGGCUGCUGUUCCACUUCACAGACACCCCCCUAAAAUAGUUUAGUGGAACAGCCCAUCAAUCAAAAGGCACACCUGAAGAAAAUGGACUGGUGUGUUAAAAGGCCGACUUCUGGUCCCAUUCUGCCCCUGCUGUAAUUCGUAAUUCAUUACAAUUAUAAUAACUCAUUGGAUCAAAUUGUGUGAUGAUCAUCUUAGUCCUUGACAAAUAGUAGGCCUAAGCUUAUGGAUCUACUGUCUGUUACCAAUAUCAGCAAUAAAAUAAGCAGCAUCUUGUUUACUUGGAAUGAACAGAGCACAUAAUGCAAAUGAAUACAAGUCAGACAGAGAUUAAAUCGAAGAUUGAAUGUUUUAUGGCUCAAUUUAAUUGAUCAAAUGUGUGUUGUGUUCUUUCACAAUAAACAGGCCAGGGCUUC
This is a messenger RNA of Coregonus clupeaformis (lake whitefish), 1366 nucleotides long. Its product is annotated as transmembrane protein 272-like. Bases 24 to 701 code for a protein of 225 amino acids. Lineage: Eukaryota; Metazoa; Chordata; Actinopteri; Salmoniformes; Salmonidae. The transcript is spliced from 4 exons. The record is from RefSeq and is a predicted model, not a curated record.